GGGGGUUAUUAUUAAUAGCAAUCCAGAAAACGGGUUUGGAAGGGGUUAAGUGGAGACCUUGCCUCCCAGCCAGGAGCCAAUCAGGGCUGGCAGGGGAGGAGCCAGGCUGCCGCUAGGAAAGAGAUCUAGACUGGCCAGAUGCUGCCCUGAGAGGCGACGCAAGAUACCAGUGGGGCUUGGGGACCAUGGGGCAGGGGCUUGGCACGGGGACCCUGGCCUCUGCACCCUGAUAGCUCCAAGCCAAAGGGUGCAGGACCAUCUACUAGCGUUGGAGGGAGGAGGGGCCGAGCCGCCUGAGCCAGGACAGUGGGAAGGGGGGAGAGGACCAGGACCCAGAGCCCUCCCAGCCCCCCAGGUAGGGGCCACUGGCUGCACUCAGGCCUUGACCUCAGCUGACUCUGAGAGCCCACAUGGGAUGCAGGGUCUAAUUUAAGCACCAGCUGCAGGGCCCACAGCCCAGGAGUGCCUGCAAGCGGGCACAGGUGCGGCCAGGCUGCUCAGGGGCUACUCGGGCAGGGGGAGGACUGGGGAGACCAGCCCUGCUUCCACCCAGCCCUGCACCCUGGCCAAGCCGCCUCCUGUGGGAACCCUCAUGGGUUCCCCCAUGGCCUGGCAGACGGCCCUCCUCUGCAUUGAGGCCAAGGUCAGGGGGUGCAGCCAGGAGGGCAGAAGGACACUGCCUUGCAGUCUGGACAGGGGUUGCAUCAGCCUGAGCAGCGCCAGGGGAAGGGGGCCCUGCUGGGAGGGCAAAGGCUGGCUUGGUUGUCCAAAGGCCAAGGAAGCAGAGUCCUGACCGCAGGAAGGCAGGGCCAGAGAGCUGGGUCCUACCUGGCCUCCUGGUGCCUGGCCUGUGACUUGCUGUUUGAUCUUACACAGGCAGCCUGCCCUCGAUGGGCCUCAGUCUUCCCAUCUGUAUGAUGCAGGUGCUGACCUAGAAGGCUGAUCGCAGUCCCAGAGGCCUACACUCAGGCCCCUGCUCCUCCUGCCUCCUGCAGCCCUGGCUGUGGGCGGCCACAUGCAGUCAUGGAGAUGGAAGUCCCUCUGGCUGGCGCUGUUGGCCUCCUGGCUCCUCGUCCUGCUGGGAGUCUUCCCCCUUCUCCGCCUGGCAGUGCCCACCAGACCCCGGGCAGGAGUCCCCCAAGGCUGGCCCCACUGGCUGGACGCAGAGCUCCUGCAGAGUUUCGCCAAGCCUGGGGAGCUCCUGGAAGAUGGCCCUCAACCUCCUCAAGCCCUCCGUGGUGGCAGCUGCAACUGGGGAGCUUGCUUUGACACCUCGAAAUGCAGAGGUGGUGGCCUCAAGGUAUUCGUGUACCCAGCGGCUGGACCCGUCUCUGAGACUCACCGCAGGAUCCUGGCUUCCAUCGAGGGCUCCCGCUACCACACGCUCAGCGCUGCUGAGGCCUGCCUCCUCCUCCUCCUCAGCCCGGACACCCCCACUGGAGAGUGCGACCCGGUGCCCCCGCAAUGGGAUGGGGGCAGGAACCAUCUGGUCCUCAGUCUCCACCCAGCCCCUUGCCCCCGGACCUUCCAGCUGGGACAGGCGAUGGUGGCCGGGGCCAGUCCCACAGUGGACACCUUCCGGCCCGGCUUUGACGUGGCCCUCCCGCUUCUCCCUGAAGCCCACCCGUUGCGAGGUGGGGUACCUGGCCAGCUGCGACAACACAGCCCCCGACCCGGGGUGGCCCUGCUAGCCCUGGCAGAGGACAGGGGCAGGUGGCACGUGGCAGGCACCGACUUCUCUGCCUGCCCCUGGGAUGGGCGCUGUGAGCAGGACCGUGGACCCAAGCAGACCCACCCUGGGGCAACGCUACCCAAUGCCACCUUCUGCCUCAUCCCUGGCCGCAGUCCUGAUGCCUUGCACUUCCUUCAAGCCCUGCAGGCUGGCUGCAUCCCUGUGCUUCUCAGCCCUCGCUGGCAGCUGCCCUUCUCUGAGGUCAUCGAUUGGACCAAGGCGGCCAUUGUAGCUGACGAGAGGCUCCCACUUCAGGUCCUGACUGCCCUCCAGGAGAUGCCCCUCACACGGGUCCUUGCCCUGCGUCAGCAGACCCAGUUUCUAUGGGAUGCCUACUUCUCCUCAGUGGAGAAGGUCAUCCAUACCACUCUGGAGAUUAUUCAGGACCGGAUCUUUGGAGCCUCUGCUCACCCCUCGCUACUGUGGAACAGCCCCCCAGGGGCAAUCCUGGCCCUGCCCACUUUCUCCCCAAGCCCCUCGGACUUCCCCUUCUACCACUUACAACAGGGCUCUCGUCCUCUGGGCAGGUUCAGCGCCCUGAUUUGGGGUGGGGCUCCAGGCCAGCCCCCCCUGAAGCUCAUCCAGGCUGUGGCAGGCUCCCAGCACUGUGCCCAGAUCUUGGUUCUCUGGAGCAGUGAGAAGCCACCCCCAACCAGGUGGCCCAAGACAGCAGUGCCCUUGACAGUCAUUGAUGGGCACAGGAAGGUCAGUGACCGCUUCUUCCCGUACAGUGCCAUCAGCACCGAUGCCAUCCUCAGCCUGGAUGCCCAUAGCAGUCUUUCCACAAGUGAGGUGGACUUCGCUUUUGUGGUGUGGCAGAGCUUCCCGGAGCGGAUGGUCGGCUUUCUGACGUGGAGCCACUUCUGGGAUGAAGCCCGGGGUGGCUGGGGCUACACUGCCAAGAGGACCAAUGAAUUCUCCAUGGUUCUCACCUCGGCUGCCUUCUACCAUAGGUAUUACCACACCCUCUUCACCCACUCCCUGCCCAAGGCUCUGAGGACCCUGGCAGAUGAGGCACCCACCUGUGUGGAUGUCCUGAUGAACUUCCUAGUAGCAUCCGUCACCAAGUUGCCCCCUAUCAAGGUGCCCUAUGGGAUGUGGCAUCAGGAGGCCAGACCUCCUCCACUGGAGCCUGGGGGUCCGGGGCUCACGCAGGAGCCGCAGCCCGCAGCCCACAACUGCAUCAACCAGAUGGCGGCAGGGUUCGGCCACAUGCCCCUGGUAUCUUCUCGCCUCCGUCUGGACCCAGUGCUCUUCAAGGACCCGGUGUCCGUGCUGCGUAAGAAGUAUCGCAGCCUGGAGAAGCCCUAGGAGGGACUAGCUGAGACCCCCGCUCGGCUCCCAGCGGUCGCUGCAACUGCCUCGGGGGAGUGGGGAGGCUCCGCCUCCUCCCUUUCGGUAUCUGGAGACCCAAUCAAGGCUGCCACUUAGCCAGCACGGCAGUACCCGAUUGGCCAGCCACCGCCUCGCCCCCCACCCCCCAGCCUAGCCGCUAGUGGCACUUCGCACGUGCACGUCGCUGGCUCUGGGGCCCUUCCUCUGCCUUCGCAGACCCCUUGCCUGGAAUGCCUUUCUCGGCUUCUCUGCCGAGCUGACAUCUACUUCUCUUUCAGAUCCUCGCCUCCUCCACGAACCUGCCUGACCCCCACCCCCGCCCCGGAUCCUCUGCGCUUUCACAGCCGGAUGUGUCCCUUAGUC
Physeter macrocephalus (sperm whale) is the source of this 3430-nucleotide messenger RNA. RefSeq names its product exostosin like glycosyltransferase 1 (gene EXTL1). The transcript is spliced from 11 exons. Bases 1016 to 3043 code for a protein of 675 amino acids. Gene Ontology annotation, molecular function: glycosyltransferase activity. Gene Ontology annotation, cellular component: membrane. Lineage: Eukaryota; Metazoa; Chordata; Mammalia; Artiodactyla; Physeteridae. The record is from RefSeq and is a predicted model, not a curated record.